Messenger RNA from Suillus clintonianus, 808 nucleotides. RefSeq lists its product as uncharacterized. Lineage: Eukaryota; Fungi; Basidiomycota; Agaricomycetes; Boletales; Suillaceae. The transcript is spliced from 5 exons. Bases 90 to 692 code for a protein of 200 amino acids. The record is from RefSeq and is a predicted model, not a curated record.
CGCACUUUCAAAGUGGUCCUCCACAAACAUAUAAAUAUUGCUUUGGUGGCCUUCAUCCUCUAUCUCUUACCACUUCGCCUACUGCCACUAUGAACCCAGCCACCCGAAAGCGCGUAGCAGACGACCUAGAAGACAGCGAAGACAGUGAAGUCAAGCGAGUGAAAAUGGACGAUAGCGCCAUAAAAAACGACCCAGACUUUACACUUGAACCCGAACUCGAUGGAAUGGGACUCCAGAAAUACAAAUGUUUAUUUGAUGGCGAGUCCAUCCUUCCCGGCUUUUACGCCCGCCACAUUGGGUCGAAAAAGCAUAAUCAUGCUAAAGAGAAAAGUAAUGGAUCUUGCCCUGUUCGUUCGCCCAUACCUGAUGCCUUUCAGAUGCACUUCGCAGAACACGCAGGGCAAAGAGAUGGGGGUGCUCAAUCAUCAUCAAUGUACAGCGGCCCGGCGACACCAAACACCAUAGAGAAUGUUGUAGGAGACGAUCUGGCUGCAGCCCCGUAUGGCACCAUUUCCCCUUACUGGACGAAGACCUUGAUCUUGAUCACUGCCUGGACAUGGGGAAGUGACUUUAUGACAACCAAUGUGCCAGUUUUGCCUCCGGCAGAUGAGGUUUCAUCGUCAUCAGAUGGAGUACCUCCUUCAUCUUACUCCUCCAUUUACUUUGAUUUCGAUUUUUAUGAUGAGAUCUAGUGUUUCACUUCCACUACCAACCAUCCCGUAUAUGUUGUGCUCUCUAUUAUCGACUCACCAUCUAUCACACCAUACAACUUUAUGACUUUACGAACUACACGCAUUCGUUCUACUGG